Messenger RNA from Carlito syrichta (Philippine tarsier), 7860 nucleotides. RefSeq names its product lysophosphatidylglycerol acyltransferase 1 (gene LPGAT1). Gene Ontology annotation, cellular component: endomembrane system. Gene Ontology annotation, molecular function: acyltransferase activity. Lineage: Eukaryota; Metazoa; Chordata; Mammalia; Primates; Tarsiidae. Bases 553 to 1812 code for a protein of 419 amino acids. The transcript is spliced from 8 exons. The record is from RefSeq and is a predicted model, not a curated record.
GCUGCCGGCUCCGCGCCCCGGCCGUUGUCGCCUCUUCUUCCCGGCUUCUCUCAUCAUCCUUCGCCUCCCCGUCCUUCUCUUCAUCCCCGGCCCCUCGGCGCUUCCCUCUCUGGCUCUUGCUCCCCUCCCCCUACUCCUGUCCUUCCUCUUUUUCGCCUUAUAACCCCACUUUCUUCUGCUCACCUUUGGGGCUCUCUUUUCUAGGCCCUUCUCUUUUUCUCUAAAAAAAAAAAAGGGGGAAACAAAAACCCCAUCGCCGCAAAUGAGAAUUGUGAGCGUAACUCCUUUCGCCAACGCCAGAGACCUUUUAAAGGAAUGCAUCAGUGUGCCGGGAUGGUGGCGGUGAGGAGACCGAGGUUCUCAGUGUCUGGGAAAUCUGACCGAGAGGUCCCUGUUUCGGUCGUUUCCCUCGUGUCACUCGGGUCGUCAGUUUGGAGAUACUGAGGGCGUCUGAAGCGGGCCGAUCUCUCUUUCUUCCUUAAAGUCUACACGACCGCAGUGAGACGCGGUGCGGGGACGGCCACCGAUUAGGAGGUGGGAAUUAUUUGCUAAAUGUAUUGUGACAUACCCGGUGCCUCGGUGAACAGCUCCCUUGACCUUGUGCGGCUCCUCCACCCCCCCCCCCACCCCGCUCUCUGUCCCCCUCUGGAAUUUCCCCGAGAGAUCACCAAGAAAGACAGGACAGACUCCAGUGUGAGAAUGGCUUUGACUUUGGAAGAAGCGCCUUGGCUGGGCUGGAUGUUGGUGAAAGCACUGAUGAGGUUUGCCUUCAUGGUCGUCAACAACCUGGUUGCUAUUCCAUCCUACAUCUGCUAUUUAAUUAUACUUCAGCCCCUUCGAGUGCUGGACAGUAAGCGGUUCUGGUAUAUUGAAGGAAUCAUGUAUAAAUGGCUGUUAGGAAUGGUGGCUUCCUGGGGAUGGUAUGCUGGAUAUACAGUGAUGGAAUGGGGGGAAGAUAUUAAGGCAGUUUCAAAAGAUGAAGCAGUGAUGCUGGUGAAUCAUCAGGCAACAGGAGAUGUAUGCACACUGAUGAUGUGCCUCCAGGACAAAGGACUGGUUGUGGCUCAAAUGAUGUGGUUGAUGGAUCAUAUUUUUAAGUACACAAACUUUGGAAUUGUUUCUUUACUUCAUGGAGACUUCUUUAUUAGACAGGGAAGAUCUUAUCGUGACCAACAGCUGCUGCUUCUCAAAAAGCAUUUAGAAAAUAAUUACAGGAGCAGAGAUCGAAAAUGGAUUGUUUUGUUUCCAGAAGGGGGCUUCCUCAGGAAGAGGCGAGAAACAAGUCAGGCAUUUGCCAAGAAAAAUAACUUGCCGUUUCUCACACAUGUCACUCUGCCAAGAUCUGGGGCAACACAAAUUAUUUUGAGUGCACUUGUAGCACCACAGGAAAAUGGAAGUACAGCAGGAGGAGAUGCUAAAGAAUUAGACAGAAAAUCGAAAGGCCUCCAGUGGAUAAUAGAUACAACUAUAGCUUAUCCCAAAGCUGAACCUAUAGAUAUUCAAACCUGGAUCCUUGGAUACAGGAAACCAACAGUCACACAUGUACAUUACAGGCUCUUUCCAAUUAAAGAUGUACCCUUGGAGACUGAUGACCUUACCAAGUGGCUCUAUCAACGAUUUAUUGAAAAAGAGGAUCUCUUAUCACAUUUUUAUGAAACAGGAGCUUUUCCACCUUCCAAGGGCAAUAAGGAAGCUGUUUCCAGGGAGAUGACACUCAGCAACAUGUGGAUAUUUCUCAUACAGUCUUUUGCAUUUUUGUCAGGCUAUAUGUGGUAUAACAUCAUUCAGUAUUUUUACCAUUGCCUGUUUUAGGAACUGACUUGGACUUGUCAAGGUCACCAUAGGAGUUCAGACUUUCUUUCAUAAGUGUGCAUUAUUUUACAUGUGCAAAUCAGAAUAUAUGAAAAGCAAAAGAAAUUCAGUGGAUGGAUUAAUAUUUAUCCCCCUUUGGGAUAUUUUAAAACUCUACUAAAAUGAGAAUUAGUAAUAUAAUGACCUGCUAAUAUAUUUUAAGAACUCUUCAUGUUUUAAAAAGAUACACUCUAGUACAUAUUUAAGCAAACAUCACAUUUGGAGAAGAGGAAAUCAUAAAAUUAUCCUAGAAGACUAUCUGAGAGAAAUUCUGUUGCCACCAGAUUUACUUGAUAAUUUAGUUCAAGCUCAGAAAGUUAUAUUUAUCCCUCUUAGCUAGUAGUCUGUAUUAGGGCAGUACUCUAGGCCCUCAAUUCCACCAACUCGUGCCAUGUUACUAAAAACCUUGAGGGGAGCUGGCUGGCACCUUCUGAAGAACUGUUCCUUGUCAUUUGCAGUAACAAACUCCAGUCCUCAACAAGUAGCUGAGGUACAUUGUUGGCAUUCUCUGCAUGGGAAAAGCAGUGUCCUUUGGACCCAUUCUGAUGCUGGAAUGUGUUCUUUACAAAGGUUAGCUUAGUCCAACACCAUGUUUACAUGCACUCAUGCUUUUCCUUACCUGAUUUCUCAUUUUGUAUGAAAGGCAUAUCAUAGAUCGAUAAUUGCAUUUUACAUAAUGCACUUUUAUCAGAUGCGGAUAUAGCAGAGGGUUAGCGGUAUAGCCUGAAAACAAAUGUGAGCAUUCUCUAGAGGCUAUCCUGUCUGCAUGUUUAUGUGCCUGCUGAGGCUCUCCAGACCACCCUGCCUUGGGCAUCACCGUGACAUGAUGCCUCUGUUGUAGCUCAGAGGCUUUUAUUUUUUCCAUUUUGACAUUAGCACUGAAUGCAUUUGGGGAUGGUUGGGACAAAUUAGUAUCAAACAUUUAAAUGAUCAAUUUAAGGGGAAGUAAGUUAGUUUAUUAGAAAAAUAAGAGAUAGUGACUUAGAAUGGUGACAGGUUCUCACAUGGCAACCCCAGAACCUGUGCAGAUAAUAGUGUAUUCUAUCAUCACUUCAAGGAGCUACCCCUAUCAGGGUAGGUGUAGCCAGGAGAGAGACCACAAAAGGCUUACCAAUCUCUUCCAAUUGCAUUUGAAGAAGAUAAAGUCAUGUUUCUAUUUCCAGAAAACACUUUUUAAAUUUUGUCACUAUGUUCAUGUGGUUUACCUCACAGGAGAAACCAUACUCUUCUCAAAAAGUGCUGGCACUGCAUUAGUGUAAGACAGAGUAUGUUUUCUGGCAUGGGAUUGUAAAACCAUUAAGAUCCUAGUAAGUCAGUGAUAGUUUUCUGUGAUAUGAUUAUUAUUAUAGAUUACCCUGUUGUCACUAAUCACACAAAUAACAAUUCUGAGAAAUAGACUAUAAAACAAAAAUAAAGGCUAUUUUCUACUUUUAAAUAAACCAAAAAAAAAAACUGAAAAUAUGUGAAUUUUCCCCCAGUUAUGUGGGAAAGGUAAAGCAACACCAAAUAAAAGCCCACAGCAGCUUCGUAUUUAGGAUAACUCAGUGCAUAUGUGAAAGAAAAUGACAUGUUAACUGAAAUACCUCAUUGAAUAUUAUACUACUACUGCUAAAAUGCAGAAGACAGUGUUAGUGUGUUUGGUUUAGUAAUGGUUGUUAUAAAUGCUGUUUUCUUGAAAUAUAAGCAUUUCACAUGUGUUCUACAGUGACAGUCAAUAAAUGAAACCAAUCUGAAUUUAGAGGUAUGGAUGAUGAUAGGAAGCCAAAGAGAAGCUCAACAAUGCUUCUGUUUGAGGCCCAGCAAACACUACCAAAUUACAAGAUGAAUUGGAAUUGUUCAUUUGAGAGAUUAGUCAGCCAUCUGGGGGAAAAGCUGCUCACUGUCAAGGAUAAGCAUACACAGUCCUAGCUAAUAGACUUUUUCCUCAUUGCUAUAGCAAGCCACAGGGUAGAGUGGCCAGUUCUCCUAUCCAAAAAAAAAAAAUACAUAUUUAAAUAUGGCUUAGGGCCACUUUUGCCAUCACUGUGCUCCAAAGGAACAUGAUGUUGUUAAAUAUACUGUACACAUUACAAAAACUAUCCUGUAAGAUGCUUUACUUUUCAAGUGCAGUGUCAUUUCCACAGUCUCUAGAGUGACAAAUACCAAUAGAUGUGUGAGUUAAUUUUUGAAAAUAGAUCUGUGAGUUGUAAAUAGGUAUGUAUUUGAUCUGCCCUGUCCCUCUUUGAUUCUUUAUCAACAUGUUCUCUCUCUUCUGUUUGCAAAAUAUGUUUGUUUGAGAGCAUUGAUAGUGCUUUCCUCAUCAGUAACUGGAGUUCUCCUGCUUGCACUAGAGAAUGUAAAAGAGAGAAUCAGUGUUCUUAUAUGGCAAUCUGAGGAAGCAGCAGUAUGCUACUAUACAGAACUGAAUAAAAAUUCCUGAUUUGUACUUUCUUUGUGAAGUGAGAUGAAAGGAGGUUUAAAGAAUAUAUUUUUUGUCAAGAGGAAAGAAAAUAAAACUGUGCCAGUUUUAUACCACUAGCUUCUGGAAUCUCUGCACUUCUGGGUCUUGGCUGGACUGCCUGGAUUCUCACAGCAGCAGAGUUGAAACUCAUUGCUGGAAUCCUGGUAUCAACAAGUCAUAGCGAUGGAGCAUCUGCUUGGCCACAGAGGUGUAGUGCCACAAAAGUGACCAAGCCAGCGGUUCACUCUUCAAAAACAAUUGUUGGUGUUGAAAUAUACAUAUAUGGUAUAGGAAUCUAUAAGCAGUGGAAAACAAAGAAAAAUUACUUGAAUAUGGAGUGGAAAAGGACGUUUUAAGUGGGCAAAUUAGUUGAGAAUCUGAACAGUUGAUUUUUUAAAAGUUAUGAGUUCAGAUCGGUCAUAUUAUUCAUUUUUAAUAUUACAGCUGAUCCUUAAUUUUCCACAGUAAAGGAAGUAGGGAUUACUGGAUGAUUGAUUGUUAAUUACUGGUUAAUUCAGUAAUAAGCCAAAAACCUAAUUUUAUUUAGGAGUUUGAAUUUUUAUUUUCAUCAAACUUUCCUUCCGAAUGCUUACUAAUUAAAAACUGAUUUCAGUUUUUUAUAGCUUAUUUUUCCUAUGUGUUUAUGACUAUGUUAACAAUAGUGAAAUAAUGUGGAAAAAUAGACAGCUGUCAGGAAGAGGGUAUACAAAAACCUGAAUAAUCUAUGGGCUAGAAAAGGCAUCCCUGAAUAAUCAAGAGUUGGCAGCAUUGGCAGUACUCUCAUGUCUUGUGAAAAUAAAAUCUUGAGUCACCAAAUGCGAACUUCAGAACAUCAUACUAGCAUUGCUGUUUUUUGGAUUGAUGUAAGAACACCUCUUCACUCCUUGCUCAUGUUGCUUCCUUCUUGUGGAUUUGUCUUGGUAAUGUUUUUUUGACAAUCAUUUUCCUGAAGACUCUUCUGAACUAGUUGGACCUGGUUAUAGUCAUAGAAAGUAGUCUUUAAUCAUGAGUAGUCUUCUUGGAUUCCUUUUAUAUUUAAGAUGAAAAUGUUUUAUUUGCACUACUGAAUAGGAAGAGUUAAUUGUUUUCUUUGUUCUUUUGGAGUCUUUACACAGGACUUUACUCCAGAGUUACCAUUGUGAGUGCAUUCAGCUCUGGUCCACAAAGGAUGGAUAAAAAUGAUCUGUGGUAUUGUUUUGCCCUGCAGUGCUGUGAGCCUUACAUCUGUCAACAUGAAGGGCAAAGUCAAAAACAGCACUGGGCAGCAGGAAAGGUAGAGACUACUAUGUUUGGGACCAAAACCACCUAAGUUGGAAAUUUCUAGAUCCCAAAGGGGCCAGGUAUUCUCUGGAGCAGUCAUUGGUUGGUGCUUUAUUGUAAUUAUUUUGCAUCAAUCCCCAACAAUUAGGAACUGGACCCUGAGAAUAAGCUGAGGGUGCUAAACUGUUGGGGGAGGGUGACUGUAGCCAUAUGGAAGACAAAAUAUGGAUUUUUCUGCAAAAUUUCCAUCUGAGGAUUUUUACAUUUAAUAUUUUUUUAAGACAGUUUAAAGAGCAAAAAAAUGUAUGUGUAUUCUAGUUGCAAAGUGUGCACACAUAUCUUGAAUGGCUUUAUUUUUAUUGUAUAAAACUGUUAAACACAUGACUGUGAUGCACAAAUUCUUUACAUGUAAGGAGUCUAUGCAUUUAACAGUAAUUUAUUUUAUGAUUGGGUAAUGAGACAGUUAUACAUUUAACUGCCAUUAUUUUUAUUAAGUGCUUUCAUUUUCUUUACAGUUAUUACAAAAUUGUAUUUAUUUUAUACAGAUGGAUUUUCAUUUUCCUGAUGCUGUAAUGUUUACUUCAGCUUGUUGACUUUUCUUUCUUUGUGUUAUCUGCAUGUUGUAACGUGUGAUAAGAUGAAUGUAAAAGGCUGUGGCAACUGUAAUUAAUUUUUGUAAAGGGCUGGUCACAUGUGGAUCUGGUUUAUGAAUGCAUUUGGGAUGAUUUUAGUAACCAGAUCACCUUUUCAGAAAUUUAGAUGUGAACACCAAAAGAAGCAUUUUCUCAACAAAAAUUAAUAGCUGGUUCUAUUUUUUUUUAAACCUAGAAAAAAAUAAAGUUGAUUUUUUCCAAGUACAGUGCUUUUAAUUCUUAGUUGUGGGGAUGAGGUGUUUGUGUUUUUUUGGAGCUAUUUGGGCAUUAAUGUCUGUAGACAAGUACUGAAAGCAUACCAUGGCAGUUGGAUGCUGAAGGCAAACUGAAAAUCCAAGUGAAAAAAAAAGUUAGACUUCUUUCUUUGGUUCAAAAAUAUUUCCCCCCUUCUCUCCAUUCUUCCCAUCUAGUGGUGUGCUGGUAAAUGGUUAACAGUCCACUCUCCUGGGGAAGAAAAUUAUGUAUUCAAGUGUAUAUAAGUUUGUUAUAAAUUUUGCUGAUAGCAAGGAUGUAUGACAUAAUUAACAAAUGAUAAUGAUAUAAAUAAUUUGUUGUAGAUCCCAUAUAGCCCAGUUGAUUCUCACAGGAUACUUAAUUACUUCUUGCUAAACUCUUAUAGUCAAUUUAUGGUUGACUGCAUUUCAACCGUAAUUUGAAAAUGGCAUUACAUCCUAAUCUACUAACUCACUUCCCAGUAAAUCUAUUGUCAUUCAGUCUGAAACGUGAUCUACGAUUAAACUAUUUCUUACCCUUCGACGAAGUAUACUCAUUAAACUGAAACCGCUUUUAGCCUCAACACUAAUUUUAAGUUUAUGUAAUUUAAUUUUGAUAACAAUUGCUUAACAACUGCUGGCAAAAUUAUAAAAUGUAACUAUUAGCUCUGUGGAGCCAGUAGGAGCUAUAUCCAGCACACCACUGCCCCAUCUUAAUUGUGUCUGUGUUUCUUUUAACUAUUAAUGUUGAAUAAGCCUCUCAUAGUUGAUCUACUCGCUGAUCUCAGGAAAUUCUUAUUACUGACCCUGCAGAGGCUUUACAGGGUGAGAAAAACAUUAACAUCAGUCCUACAGAGUGAGCUUUUGAUUUUGAAGAGCUUGACAAAAGCAAACCUUUCCUGAAGUUUGCAUAUUUCUAAAGUUGGUUCUAUGCUUCCAUUUCUCAAAGCUAAGUAAGCUGUGGUGUAGACAUUUCUUAAGAUUUUGUUAGCAUUUGAAACAUCACUUGUUUAGAUAUUUGUAGAACAUAUUUGAUCCCGAUGAAAAUGAGUUAAAUAAUUGCAGUUGUCUACCUCUUCUUUUUCUGUGUAUAUUUGGGCUGCUAUUUUAGUGAGGUUCUAAUUUCUUUUUCCCCUGGAAGUACUUUCUGUGGAAGACAAAGAACUGUUGGGGACAGAGACCCCUAAACAGAUUUGAAGUACUCAGAGAUCUAUUGCUGACCAGCCCUAUUCCUCAUGAGUUGGGGGGGGGCAUUGUUUUUAAUUCCCACUUAAUAUGAAAUGCUUGUUUUUAAAAUGCUUCUUCCUGCUGUAAAAAAAAAGGUAUUUUUAAGAGGAAAAAAAAUUCUCUUUUGGCUCUAAGAAGAAGUCAGCUGUAUGAAUAGGUGUGGCCAUAUCAUAACAUGCUGAUACGAUAGAAAUCAAUAAAUUUUUACCUCUCAGGA